Molecule: messenger RNA, 2922 nt
Organism: Trypanosoma grayi
Lineage: Eukaryota; Euglenozoa; Kinetoplastea; Trypanosomatida; Trypanosomatidae
Product: AP-2 complex subunit alpha
Exons: 1
Coding region: 1-2922 (973 amino acids)
Biological process (GO): clathrin-dependent endocytosis; intracellular protein transport
Cellular component (GO): membrane coat; AP-2 adaptor complex
Molecular function (GO): clathrin-cargo adaptor activity
Source: RefSeq, a predicted model, not a curated record
AUGGACAUGCGUGGCUUGGCUCACUUUAUCCAAGACGUGCGUAAGGCGACGAGCAGUCCAGCUGAGGAGCGCAGGCGCGUCGACUUAGAGUUGGUCAAGAUCCGCUCAAAGUUUCGGGACACAGCUAAGAUGAGCACGUACGACCGGAAAAAGUACGUCUGUAAAUUAAUGUUCAUUGCCAUGUUAGGGUAUCCCGUUGAAUUUGGUCAUAUGGAGGGGAUCAACCUGCUCUCACUAACAUCCCCGGCAGAAAAACUCAUUGGGUACCUCUCUGUCGCAGUUUUCCUCCACGAAAAUCAUCCUCUACUGAUUCUGGCCACUCACAUGAUAUACAAGGAUCUUCUGUCAGAGCAGGAGUUUAACAUGAGUUUGGCCCUCACAGCGAUUGCCAACACCGGCGGAAAAGACUUCGCUGAGGUUAUGUCUUUGGGCGUGAAAACAAUUCUUAUGAGCGAUCGAUGGGAUGUACAUAUUCGAAAAAAAGCUGUUCUGACAUAUUUGCGUAUAUACCGCAAGUACCCUGAUUUCGCUGAUCUAAUGGAGGUCGUUCCUGUAGUCAUAGGCCUCGUUCUUAGUCCAUUGUUUGGUAUGAGUGGCUGUGCCGUGGUGUUUCUCACAGGUUGCCUCAACAAAACAAAUAUUCACCUUUUUCAGUUGAUUCCCUGCAAGAUCAUUGAACUGCUUGAAAAAAUUAUCUUGGGAAAGCAGACAGAGCCCGGAUACGUUUACUAUGGCGUUCCUGCGCCAUGGCUACAGGCGAUGUCAAUAAGACUUUUAAGAAAGUUCCCUGCUCCUGUGGACUCACAGCUGAAAGAGAAGGCGCUUCGUGUGUUGCGAAGUAUUGUACAGGCAACGGAUAGGGUGUUGCGAGAUGCGCAGACGCAGCAGAAACAGAAGGGUACCAUGAACCGUGUCAGCGCUAUGAAUGCAGUGCUAUUUGAAGUGGUCUUGUUGGUCCUUGAGUGGGACGUCGACACCAAGCUCCGCACCGAGUGUCUGGACCUACUCGCUAGCUUUGCUGCAGAGAAGAAAGAAUCGAACUUGCGUUACCUUGGUUUUAGUUUGCUGUCGCGAGUGUGUGCCCCAAGAGGUUCUCGCAAUGAGUAUAGGCUGUACUGCCGGCAGUACCAACCGCAAAUAAUCGUGGCUCUACAUGAUCCCGACAUCUCCAUUCGCACAAAAGCACUGGAUGUUACUGUGAAUAUGUGUGACGCGGAAAGUGCGAGCGAGGUUAUUGGGGAUCUGCUGUCGUACCUCCCAAUUACGGAUGGUGCAUUCAAAGAGAGUAUUGUACUUGCUAUUGCCCAUUUGGCGGAGAAGUAUUGUACUGACUAUGGGUGGUAUGUGGACACUGUCAUCUCCAUCAUUGCACAAGCUGGUAAUCUCGUUCCGCAAGAGCUUGUCUAUCGCGUCGUGCAUGUAAUCAUAAAUCACUCUUACGUUCAGAAGAGGGCGGCAAUGAGCUUGUUCAGCACACUGAUGAACCGUAAAACUGUCCCUGAUGUCCUUUUGCGUGUUGCAUCCAUCGUUCUGGGCGAAUUCGGAUAUCAAAUCGCACUGAAUCCUGAAAGUACACCACUUAUGCAAGUGACUGUCCUCCAGAAUCANCUCAAUGAUGCGUCCGAAGAGGCCCAGUCUCUAGUAUUGAGUGCAUUUGUAAAACUUUACAACUACUACGAUGGUCUCGUCCGUGAGAAGAUACUAAAGGCUCUCCGUGCAUACAGGACUAAUUUUAAUGUUGAGUUGCAGCAACGUGCCAUGGAAUACGUCGGGCUCAUCGAACUGGGCAACGACGACCUUUUGCAAAAGGUGUUGGAGCCUUUGCCGUUUUUUGAGGGUGAUACGUUCGCCACCGUAUUGGAUGGGCCCUCUCAAGCAGUGGUGGGUCUUGUACCACAAUCGGCCGGGACACAAAACAGAAGAAGCAGCCAAGAUGCAUCUACAACAAAACAACCGUCGAAUCAAACGAUUCUUACCGGUUUGCUUGAGAUGAAUCAUGAUGUUUCGUUGAAGUCGGGAUGGACGAAAGACACCGUCAUGGAGGCACUGUUUGAAGUGAGCUCGGCUGUCCAGUUAGAACGCAUUACAAGGGAGAGUGAGGCGGUGCAUCAACUCUUCUUGUCACUCCUUACUAAACCGAAUGGUAUCCUGUACUCUGAUGAGACUGUAGAACUUUACUGUGAGCAGCAGUACCGGGGUGCCGAUGCACGUCUUACUCUCACGGUCCGGGCUAAGGCAGCAGCUGUGUUGCGAAACGUCCUUUUAGAGAUUGUUGGAGCAGAUGCUGGGCUUCUGCUGCAAUCGAGGCAUAAUCACGGUGAUAUCCCCACUGGUGGGGCUUUGCGAGUAGAUUUCGUUGCCAGGUCGUGGGCACCGUAUCAGCAAGCUCCUACCAUACGCCUUUUCCACGAGGGAUUUGGUGAAUUUGCCCCCACGAUGAAGGUUCUCUCCCUCCCCAUCACGACUACUCGAUUUCUUGCUCCAUAUGAUAAUGACGAUGAUGAUGAUGAGGGGGGGGUGGCGUAUGAUACUUUGUGCAGCCAACUGAGCACCGCUUCGUUCACAAUGCGUCACAUUGACGCUGGUUUCUCUCUACACAAAGGGGUUCUUGAGCGGGUACUAACUAGCAUGGGUUUCCGUACUGUUCGUGUCGCCAGCAGCAGGGAGAUCAAGGCCAUUGCGGCCCACGCAACUCAGUCUCACGGUACGCUGUCUUUUAGUCCCGUUGUUGUAGAUAUAAUCGUUUCUAGCGAUGGCGGGGCAGCCACAAAGGUGUUAUCGCAGAGUCCUGUCCUCCAUUCUGCUGUCGCGGACGUCUUGGAACAGCUGUUGCUCGGCUUGGGGAAAAACACAGUCGAAAAUGGCGUGCAUGAUGGUGGCGAUGCUCUGUCUACCAGGACUGAGGAUUUCUUUCUUUCGUAA